ACGGCGCGUCAUGCUAAAGACAUUUGUAUACAAGAAGAAACGUAAGAAAUACAUAAAGUGAAAAUCAUGGCGGACUCGGCUGGAAAUUGGUGUCUCAUUGAGAGUGAUCCUGGUGUAUUUACUGAAUUAAUUAAAGAAUUUGGAGUCAAGGGUGCUCAAGUUGAAGAAUUAUGGAGCUUGGACGACGAACAGUUUGAGAACUUAAAGCCGAUUCAUGGAUUAAUCUUUUUGUUCAAAUGGGUACAGGACGAUGAACCUUCAGGAAGUAUUGUACAGGACAGUAGACUCGAUAAGAUAUUCUUUGCCAAACAGGUGAUAAAUAAUGCUUGUGCAACACAAGCAAUAUUGAGUGUCCUGUUAAAUUGCAAACAUGCAGACAUAUCUCUUGGUCCAAAUUUAGAAGAAUUUAAGAAUUUUUGUCAAAGUUUUGAUGCUAAUAUGCGGGGUUUGGCUCUGAGUAAUUCUGAUAUUAUUAGAGAGGUUCAUAACUCAUUCUCUAGGCAAACACUUUUUGAGUAUGAUUCUAGACAGGCAUCCAAAGACGAGGAUGUUUUUCAUUUUGUAAGCUAUGUACCAAUCGAUGGUCGCUUAUAUGAAUUAGAUGGAUUAAAAGAGGGUCCGAUGGAUCUAGGCCCUUGUCCACCAGGAGAUCAAUGGGUGCAAGCAGCAAAACCAAUUAUUCAAAAAAGAAUCAACAAGUAUAACGAAGGAGAAAUUCAUUUUAAUCUGAUGGCUUUGGUCACAGAUAGAAAGACACUUUAUGAACGACAGAAGGCAACGAUUUGUGAUCCAGCAGAACUUGCCAGAUUGCAAACGCUCAUUGAAGAGGAAAUUGGGAAAUCGAAAAGAUAUCAGAUUGAAAAUAUACGACGAAAGCAUAAUUAUCUUCCACUGAUAAUGGAAUUGCUUAAAGUACUUGCCAAGGAGGGUAAACUGGUGCCACUUUAUCAAAAGGCAAAGGAAAGGGCUAUUGAGAAGGAAUCAAAAAAGAGUAAAGUGUGAAACGAUUAGAUUCCAAUUCUCUGGAAAUAUGAAGUACAAUAGCUGCAACACAUAUUUCACAAAGUUUCCAUACUACAACAGAUUAUAAUAUGCAAACGCAUGCUUCUUUACCUCGGAAAGAAUAUUGUGCGCAUUCAAAAAGAAAAAACAAAAUGAAAAUACAAUUAUUUACUUAAA
Cephus cinctus (wheat stem sawfly) is the source of this 1179-nucleotide messenger RNA. RefSeq names its product ubiquitin carboxyl-terminal hydrolase isozyme L5 (gene Uch-L5). The record is from RefSeq and is a predicted model, not a curated record. Gene Ontology annotation, biological process: protein deubiquitination; ubiquitin-dependent protein catabolic process. Lineage: Eukaryota; Metazoa; Arthropoda; Insecta; Hymenoptera; Cephidae. The transcript has 6 exons. The coding region runs from base 67 to 1002 and encodes 311 amino acids. Gene Ontology annotation, cellular component: cytoplasm. Gene Ontology annotation, molecular function: cysteine-type deubiquitinase activity.